AUGACUUCUCAAAUUAAAUCUAGAUUGGAUAUAUUGAUAAAUGUGAUGAUGGCUGAUCCCGUAUUCAAUCCUCCAAGUCAAGAAGAGACGGAAACAAAAAUUGGUAAUGGUAAAAAAGUUGAAGUAAUUACUGCAGCGACGAAAAAUUCAAUAAAUAAAGUUAAAAAACCAAAUUGUAUUCGUAAGAAAAGAACUUUGAAUAAAAGUGCAGAGUAUGUUAAUUUUACCAUUGGUCAAGAAUCAUUUGUCAGUUUGGGGCCCAAGAGGUCUACCUCUGGUAAGAACUUGAACAAGUUUGGGUAUUGCACUAGAUGUGGUAUUAAAUCUUCACCUGAAUGGAGAAAGAACCCACAAGGGGAAACCUCGUUGUGUAAUGCCUGUGGGUUAAAUUUGAAAAAAUUAACCAAAGCCUAUUCUGAGAAUGGUGUUCGAUAUUUUUUGAAAACAUAUGACAAACCAUUCAAACGAAGUAUUCCAAGUAUUGAAGAGUUGGAAAGGACUUUGAAUGAGGAAUAA
Henningerozyma blattae CBS 6284 is the source of this 516-nucleotide messenger RNA. RefSeq lists its product as uncharacterized. Gene Ontology annotation, biological process: regulation of DNA-templated transcription. The record is from RefSeq and is a predicted model, not a curated record. The transcript has a single exon. Lineage: Eukaryota; Fungi; Ascomycota; Saccharomycetes; Saccharomycetales; Saccharomycetaceae. Gene Ontology annotation, molecular function: sequence-specific DNA binding; zinc ion binding. The coding region runs from base 1 to 516 and encodes 171 amino acids.